This is a messenger RNA of Letharia lupina, 1656 nucleotides long. RefSeq lists its product as uncharacterized. The transcript has 3 exons. The coding region runs from base 1 to 1656 and encodes 551 amino acids. NCBI's taxonomy places the organism in Eukaryota, Fungi, Ascomycota, Lecanoromycetes, Lecanorales, Parmeliaceae. Gene Ontology annotation, biological process: positive regulation of transcription by RNA polymerase II. Gene Ontology annotation, molecular function: protein dimerization activity; DNA-binding transcription factor activity, RNA polymerase II-specific; RNA polymerase II cis-regulatory region sequence-specific DNA binding. The record is from RefSeq and is a predicted model, not a curated record.
AUGGGGAGACGGAAGAUCGAGAUUAAAGCGAUCAAGGACGACAGAAAUCGAUCUGUUACUUUCCUCAAGCGCAAAGGCGGCCUGUUCAAGAAGGCCCACGAGCUCUCAGUCCUCUGCUCCGUCGAUGUCGCUGUCAUUAUCUUUGGUCACAACAAGAAACUAUACGAAUACUCAUCCGGCGACAUAAAUGAGACAAUCGAUCGAUUUCACUUCUAUGGUGGCGCACAUGAACACAAGGGCCCUGGAGACUUCAACGGAGGGGGUAUGGACGAUGAGGACGAUGAUGAGAUGGGCACACCGCCGCUAGAAGAUCCAAUGCCACGAGAGCACAGUCUUCCUCCACAUCUACAAAACGCAACGAGCUACAUGAGAAACGCAUCUCCUCCUAUCCAAGUUGUCCCAAAUGGCGUCCCAUACCAAAGACAGCAUACCCCUCAGGGUCAAAUGAUUUCGCGACCGGGAUCGAGAAACAGCAUACCCAAUGUACGCCGUAUGAGUGGAAGCGUUGGUCCAGGUCCCUCCCAUCUCCAGCAAGUCAGCCAAGCCCCCCAAGCUGCCAAUGGCUAUGCCUACACGCGACAGCCUCCAUCAAUGUACAACACUCAAGCGGCUCAAGGCAUGCCAGUCGCACCCCAUCACCCUCAACAGCAAGCCCAACAAGCCCAGUAUUACGGUCAACUCCAACAAGCAGCUGCACCACAUGCUCAAGUGCAGCAGGCGUACUUGCAAGAGCAAAGAAGACAGUCAUUACCGCCUGCAUUCCCCCAGCACGAGCGCCAACAGCAGCAGCAACAGCACAUGCCCUCCCCACCACAACCCGAACGCGAGCCGUCUCAAGAUGAUCAAUCGAACCGCCUCCAACAGCCCCAGCCAGCCAAAUCCCGAAGCAUUUUCACCCCCAUUGACGAUAGUCGAUCACUGUUGGCUCAGCAUUGGGGUAUUGGCAAAAGUACCAUUGAACCCAAGUCGGACAUAAAGCGCGAAAAUGACCCACACUCAGAUGCACGAAACCAAGCCUCAAAGCCUACACCUUCGUCAAGGUUGCAGAGAGAGGCUCCAGUUCCUAAGAGAACAAACUCGAUAGAAUUCCCUCCCCCAUCGCGAUCAAGCACCGCCCAAUCGAACGCGAAGAGACCGAGGCUCAAGGUCCAAAUACCUGAGGAGCAAUCAGAUGCCGACAGUGCUACUGCUUCUUCACCCCGUCAGUCCGCAGUUACCACUAGUGAUACACCAGCGAAGAGCACUGAAGCAAGUCAUUCUUCCGGUACCGGUGUUGUCUUACCACCUCCAUCGCCAAGUGCGAGCGCUAUACUGAGCGCAGGCGCAUCUGGUCCCCCGAAUCCAUUUGCUCGGCCGCAUCCGCCAGGAGGGCCUUCGCAAGGUCAAUCCUACAGCAGUAACAACAACAGCAUUGAAACCCCCAUAUCAGCAUUGCCAUCACGAUUUGUCGCUGACGGCUUACUCCCCUCGCCAUCAUCCUUCUACCCAGAAUGGAAUUUUGGCCGUUCGGGAGGCGACAGCAACCUUCUCCCGAGCCCCCUAAACCUCCAAACACCGGUGAUGGGUGGAUCAAGUUUUAGGGACGAGGAUGGAGACCGGAAGAGGAAGAGCCCAGACCAGGAGGGCCAGGAAGCGGCCAAAAGGGUCAAAACGUGA